UUGCUAUUAUCAAAUGUGGCUAGGUGUCCAAGAUGUUGAAAGAUCAUGACUGGAUCAACGCUGAGAAGCACCUCUUUGGCCAACCGAAUAGCGCCUACGAUUUCAAAACCAACAACCCCAAAGAAGCUGGUCAGAGACUUCAGAAGCUGCAAGAAAUGAAGGAGAAACUGGGAAGAAAUGUCAACAUGAGAGCCAUGAAUGUCCUGACAGAAGCUGAAGAGCGGUAUAAUGAUCUGAUGAAAAAGAAGAGAAUUGUUGAAAAUGACAAGUCCAAAAUCCUUGCAACUAUAGAAGACCUUGACCAGAAGAAAAACCAAGCCCUGAAUAUUGCGUGGCAAAAGGUGAACAAAGACUUUGGAUCUAUUUUUUCUACCCUUCUGCCUGGUGCUAAUGCUAUGCUUGCACCUCCAGAAGGACAGACUGUAUUGGAUGGUCUGGAGUUCAAGGUCGCCUUAGGGAAUACUUGGAAAGAAAACCUGACUGAGCUCAGUGGUGGUCAGAGGUCUCUGGUGGCUUUGUCAUUGAUACUGUCCAUGCUCCUCUUCAAACCUGCUCCAAUUUACAUCCUGGAUGAAGUGGAUGCAGCCUUGGAUCUUUCUCAUACCCAGAACAUCGGACAGAUGCUGCGGACUCAUUUCACACAUUCUCAAUUCAUUGUGGUAUCCCUAAAAGAAGGCAUGUUCAACAAUGCGAAUGUCCUUUUCAAGACCAAGUUUGUGGACGGUGUCUCUACAGUAGCAAGAUUCACUCAGUGUCAAAAUGGAAAGGUCCCCAAGGAAACAAAGUCCAAGGCCAAAGUGCCCAAGUGAUCACAUACAGAAACUGAGUAUACAUUCACUCCUUCACCAUUUUUCAAAGUCUUUAAGCAUCUGAGAUUUAUCUGAUCUGUUUUUAUAAAACUUCAGCUGUGUUGUUUCUUAACCCAUAUUUUUCUCUCCCUUCUUAGUCACUUAUAAGUGAACAUGGAUUUUUCUUAAUGUAACUAAAUUCCAAUUACUGUGGUUGUGAUUUUAUGUAUAUCAACAAGUGUUUUUUCUUAAACUGAUUUUUUAAAUAUAUAUUAAGGAGACUGAGAUAGUUUGGUGGUAAGCUCUGUUUUUAAAAGCCAGAAAUGGAAAGAAACAGGUGAAAUUAAGUUAUAGGGUAAAUAUAGCUGAUAGUCAGCUUUUCAGUUUAAUUCCUAAGAUCUGUUUUCUAUUAAUAAAGUCAUUCAGUUGAUGAAGAAUGAUAAAGCAGCUAGGCCAACAACAGGGUCUCAGAAAGCUAUUAUUUGUACGCUGAGCUCUUUGUGGCUAGCUCUUUGAGACACAGUGAUUUAGACCCUGCUUCAGAUUUUAAUGAGAAACAUCUUUAAUGAUGUUAGAAUAUCAUGUGUGUAUACUUCUAAUAGUCUCUGCACCUUAAGUAUUUUCUUUUUAAGUUGUUACAAGUAUUUUAGUAGAAACUUGAAAGCAGACUGCUCUCUGUUGUAAGUUGCAGUGAAGUCUUAACAUUUUCCGUGAUUUUAUCAGCCUUUUCAUAAUCCAGUCAAUAACAAUGGAAGUGGCUGGCAGCACAUGAGGUAGCAAACUAAAUCAAAUUAUCUUUUACUCUUUAAAUGGAUAUGGAGGCUUUUUUUUUUUUUUUCUACAACAAAGGACUCAAAGUUUGGUGGUUAUAUUUGUCUUCUGCUUUCCAGUUCAAAGGAAUGAAAAGGUUCCUUUUAGGACUCAAAGAUCAUAAAUAACCAAAAAAAAAAAAAAACCACUAUAAAAAGAUGAUGUAUCAUUCUUAAGACUGGUGGAUACAUCCCCAGAACAGUGUCUCCUCGCUGUUGUCAUUGCCAUAAGCUAAUCCGACUGUAGCUAUGUCCAUUUAACCCUGUCUUCUCUCCAUACCUGAAUAUUAAACUUGAUAGUAUUAUCAUUCCUUCCCCUGACAAUAUGCUUCUGUGUCUUAGACCUUAGCUUAGCAUUUCUCAUCUUGAAGGUGUCAAAUACCAGCCAGGUUCUUGAUGUAAGGCAACACGUUAGAAAGAAGGGAACAUGGAAUUAACUCUGCUCACUGUAGGAGAGGAGGGGGCAAAGCUAUCAAUGCUGUUACAGGACGUCACUGUCACACACAAAGUAAGUUUCAUUACAGUUUGCCAAAGCAGUUAUAUCAGUUCACAUUGUCAUUCUGUACAAGAGGACACCUGUCUGACCGUAAUCUAGGCACCAUCCUAUGUAAAUUUUUAGACUUCAGAUUUUAAUGCUUAGAAAAUGUUACCUUAUUGCUGUCUUAACUAGCAUUUUAUAAAUAACUGUGGAGCUGAAUAUUUCCCUUGCUAUGACUUUUAUUUGUGUUUUCCUAAAGUUUGUCUUCUAUGUAACUUCUUUUAAGAUAUUCAUACAUAAUAAAUUUUUGUGAAUGU
This is a messenger RNA of Erinaceus europaeus (western European hedgehog), 2392 nucleotides long. RefSeq names its product structural maintenance of chromosomes protein 2-like. NCBI's taxonomy places the organism in Eukaryota, Metazoa, Chordata, Mammalia, Eulipotyphla, Erinaceidae. The transcript has 5 exons. The record is from RefSeq and is a predicted model, not a curated record. The coding region runs from base 33 to 809 and encodes 258 amino acids.